CUUUUCACCGGAAAACUAAGAAAGGUUCUGUGUUUAGGGUUCUGGUCAGCUCGUUCUCACCGGAGAAUCGAAAAAGAUGAUCGGAGUCGGGAAAAUGAAGCAGUACUCCAACGUCCUUGACAAGCCUCUUAGCAAAGGCAAGCAAGAGGUGAGCUUGACCGCAUUUGCUUUCUUAUUCUCGGAGCUCGUUCAGUACAAUCAAACCCAGGUUGACAAUAUAGCUGAACUUGAAAGAAGACUAGAGGAUGCUGGGUAUGCAGUUGGAUCUCGAGUUCUAGAGCUUCUUUGCAACCGGGAGAAGGGAAACCGAAGAGAGACACGGUUACUGGGGAUUCUGUCUUUCGUCCACAGUACAGUGUGGAAAGUGUUGUUUGGAAAGGUUGCUGAUUCACUUGAAAAAGGAACAGAACAUGAAGAUGAGUACAUGAUUAGUGAAAAGGAGCUUCUCGUCAACAGGUUCAUUUCGAUUCCAAAAGACAUGGGAACAUUCAACUGCGGGGCGUUUGUCGCCGGCAUAGUGAAGGGAGUUUUGGAUAAUGCAGGGUUCCCUGCUGUGGUAACGGCUCAUUUUGUACCCAUUGAAGGACAACAACGUCCUCGAACUACCAUUUUGAUCAAGUUUGCUGAUGAGGUGCUUAAAAGAGAGGCACGGCUAAGUCAAUGAGAGCACUAUGGUCACGAGUUGCCACGAUCUGGGAACUAUUGGCUUUAUGUGAACUGCUUGUGCAAAUCUGCUAUCUGUUUUUUGGAUGACUAUAACAUUUUGAAUUGAGCUGCAAAGCCAUUGUUGCCCCGUGCAUUGAUGUAUACAACAAACAUAUCCUCUUAUU
Messenger RNA from Arabidopsis arenosa, 830 nucleotides. Lineage: Eukaryota; Viridiplantae; Streptophyta; Magnoliopsida; Brassicales; Brassicaceae. The record is from the annotation of a GenBank genome assembly.